Molecule: messenger RNA, 2411 nt
Organism: Daktulosphaira vitifoliae (grape phylloxera)
Lineage: Eukaryota; Metazoa; Arthropoda; Insecta; Hemiptera; Phylloxeridae
Product: shootin-1-like
Exons: 12
Coding region: 195-2306 (703 amino acids)
Source: RefSeq, a predicted model, not a curated record
AGUAUGUACGCAUGGCCUUCGUAAAUAACUCUUUAUCAGUAGUAGUUUAAUGGCGCACGCGUGUGGGUAAAGUGAACGCUCAAGACAAUAUCGUUAUUUCCGUCUCGACAUUUCAUCGCGAAAUGUGACAUUUUGGAUUACUUUGCUUUUAUAACAUUUAAACUGAAGAAAUCUCAACUGUGUUGUUGGUCACGAUGAGUGUGCAGAACCUCAGAAACAAAUUUAGCCAAAACAAUGGUUCUGUACCUUAUAAGCCACCUGGCCUUAGUUAUGCUAAACCCUCGUCGCAGUCGCUGAACAAUAAUAAUCAUAUAAUGAACGGUCAGCAGAACGGGGUUAGUCGGUUUAAGACUAUUAACGAAGAACCAGAAAAUUUCAUAGAAAAUAGACCAGCAGUAAAGAACAACAGUUUUCUGCAAUCUUAUCUAUCAAACGAAACUAACAAGAACAACAUUAAUAUGGUAAACGGCAAAACUCACAUACCCGUUGUUUCUAGAUUCGUCCCUAAAACUAUGGCCGAAGCUGCCCCCAAGCCUUUUAUGAAGCCUUUACCUCCGCCAAUACCAGAAAAUAAUUCAAUGUUUAAUAAUAAAUCUCCACCAUUGCCGGCAAAAAGUUCUUCAAUCACAUUAGCAAAUAAAUCUCCACCACCACCUAUACCGGAUAUCAAGUCCCCUAAUUCAACAUCCAAGUUCAUUAUUAAACCUCCUCCCCCACCGGUACCUACUGACUUGGCAUCCAAGUACGGCAUCAAAUCUCCUCCACCUAAAACAGACUUUUCGUCAAAAUUUGAAUUCAAAUCUUCUCAAGCACCUUCUUCUAUUAGUAAUGGUUACCAUUCCCCAUCGGACAGCUAUGAUAAGUGGAAAGCGAAGUUUGAAGAAACAGAAGCCAAACGGAAAAAUUUGCUUACUCAAUCACAAAAACUUAUAAGGGAAAAGUCUGAUAUGGAGAGAGAAAUGUUAAAACUUAAAACAGAAUUUGAAUCCACGAAAAGUGAACUUGAGCAAAAGACAACACAACUUGAACAGCUCAGGAAACUAUCUGAAGGUAUGUACAAAGAGUAUGAUCAGUUAAAACAACAAUAUGAAAUUGAAACUGGUCAACUUAACAAAGCGAUUGAGCGAGCCUCACAGUGGUACAAACAAAAUCGAGAACUCAAAAGAAGAAGUUCAGCUCUUAUGCAAAAAGUUAUGUCGGUAGCACCAGCGACGUUAGAAGACUUGGAAGACGACACUGAUGGUAACGACAAUAACGACACGGAAAUGGAAGAACUCCGAAAAACAGUCAAAGAGCUUACACAAGAAGUGUCACGUUUACAAGCUGAGUUGAACAAAAUUAAACUUCAAGAGUUUGAGGCUCAAGAACAAACAGUAGAUUUAACUUCUGAACUUGAAGAAGAGCGCAGAGCCAGACAACUUGCCGAAAGAGAGCUCAAGGAACUAAUUAUGAAACACGACAAUCUAGAAAGUGUAAGCCGUAAAGUAGUGGAGGAAACAACAGAAUUAAAUAAAAGGUAUAAACAAGAAAAAGAAGAAGGAGAAAAAAUUAGAAAUGAUGCCUAUAAGGUAAAAUCAGAGAGAGAUGUUCUUGCUCGACAAAGUCAAUUACUCAUGAUGGACGCUGCAUCAGACGAAAAAAUUAUGAAACUUCUGUUUGAAGUUGAGCAGUUACAGAGAUUAUUAAGCCAAGAACGACAAGAGAACACUGAACAAUUGAGAGAACUUCAAGAAAAAUUAGAAUGUCAAAAUGAAUCGGACCAAAUUGAAUUGUAUGAAGAAAAGCUUAAACUUACCGAGGCAGAACUAAUGUGCUCUCAGCAAAGAGCUGAAAUUGCUGAAUCUCAAAUCGCUGAUCUAAGAAAAAAACUAGAAUCUAAAACAGCUGCACCUUCUUGUGCUCCCCCUCCACCACCUCCACCACCACCAAUGUUAAUACCACUUGUACCACCCCCACCACCUAUGGGAGCACUUUCUUCAAACAAUCUUCAAACUAUUAAAUUAAAAACAGUAAACUCUUUGAAUCAUACUAAUGAUUCCAAUGCUGUAGAAGAAAUGGGUAAUUACCUGGGACUUUCCAUUGCACCUAAAACUCCACAAGUACAGUCAGGAGCUAUAGAUGCAAUUAUAAAUCAGAUCAAAGGAGGAAGGUUUACUCUGAAAGCUACAGAUAAAGAAAUAAAGCCUCAAGUAAAAAAACAAGAACCUCCAGUGGUAAAUGAGAUGAUGAAUGUUCUUGGUACCUUGCGUCGGCAUCCCAAAAGACGAGACAGCUUUAAAACUGCACCAGCAGAUGUAGCAUUGUAAAUAUUAUGUUCCUUUAAAUAAAAAUUAGAUGAUAAUUAAUAAUUAUCUAUCAUUCAUAAAUUUUGAAAAUAAAUGUAUUAUUUAUUUUCAAUAUUUUAAAAGCAC